CUCUCUAAAAUAUUUUUCGCUUCUCUCUCUCUCUCGCUCGCUCGCUCGCUGCUUUCGAUUCUCCCCCAAAAAAUUCCAUCUUUUCUCGUUAUUUUCCUCGGUUUUCGUCGUAUUUUCCUGCUCGAUUCCUCCUCGUCUCCUCUCGCUCUUCACGCCCUAGCAUCACUGCUCCCUUUCUCUCUCUAAGAGCAGCGAUGAACUUAAUUGAAGAAAAUUACAAAGAAGAAUUUCUCAAUCAUAAUGAGAAGUUUAGUGCAGAGACUUAUGAUCAAUCACUCUGUCCAGACUCCCCAAGUACAGAUGGUAUCUCCGGGGAGCCUUUAGUUACUCCUCGUACAGGAGCUCAGUACCAGGUUGGAAUUCCAUCUCUUCUAUCAGAAACAGAGCGUCUUCAGCUGCAGAACACCUCAAGUGAUAAGGUUGACAGGAUAGAUUUAAAUGGCUACGCUGGGAAAGAGUUGGCUGUUCCAGUUUUCUGGGUUAACCAUGUGUCUGGAAUUUCAUUUGAUUAUUUAAGCAAUCCUCAUACUUUGCCUCAAACUGUUACAUGCAAAGUUGAAGUUCCAGAUGGUCAAUUAGAACAUGGCAAACAAUUUGCUUGCUCGUCAAACUUGGAAUGCAGCACUUCAGGUAAAACCAAAGGCUACAUUCCAUUGCCCGAGUCACCAAAAGCCCCAUGGAGUGAUUCUGAAUCACAGAUUUUUCUCCUUGGUCUCUACAUUUUUGGGAAAAACCUUGUUCUGGUACAAAGAUUUGUUGAGAGUAAAGCUAUGGGGGAUGUGCUAUCCUUUUAUUAUGGGAAAUUCUAUAGAUCCGAUGCCCAACGUAGAUGGGUGGAGUGUAGAAAGACCAAAAGCAGAAAGUGCAUACUUGGGCAUCGCAUCUUUACAGGUUGGAGACAACAGGAACUAUUAUCACGCUUGCUUUCUAGCAGAUCGAAGGAAGUCCAGGAGACAUUGAUUGAGGUCACCAAAGCUUUCACCGAUGGAACAGCUUCUCUAGAGGAAUUUAUUUUCAGCCUCAAGGCAAUAGUUGGUGCUGAAGCUCUUGUACAUGCUGUAGGAAUUGGUAAAGGCAAGCAAGACCUCACUGGCAUUGUACUGGAUCAUGUUAGACCAAAUCCAGCUGUCUCUGCUCGUCCUGAAAUCCCUGUAGGCAAAGAUUGUUCCUCUCUUACAUCAGCAGAAAUCGUCAAGUUUCUGACUGGAGAUUUCAGAUUAAGCAAAGCCAAGGCCAAUGAUCUUUUUUGGGAAGCUGUUUGGCCUCGUUUGCUUGCUAGAGGUUGGCACUCUGAGCAGCCGAAAGAUCUCAGUGCUCUUACUUCCAAAAACGCUUUGGUAUUUCUCAUCCCUGGCAUUAAGAAGUUCUCUAGGAAAAAACUAACAAAGGGCAAUCACUAUUUUGAUUCGGUCAGCGACGUACUUAACAAAGUGGCAUCGGAUCCAAGGCUUCUUGAGCUGGAAGCUGAAGAAGGCAAGGAAAGCAAUGGAGUCAAUGAGAGUGCUGCGGACACUAAGGUGGUCCAAAAUGUUCGAUCUGAUCGUCAGCAGUCUUGCUAUCUGCGCCCUAGACUCCCUGAUAAUUGUCACUCAGACUUUAUGAAAUUUACUGUUGUUGAUACUAGCUUGGCUCAAGGGGGAGCAUCGUCUAAGGUGAGAGAAUUACGAAGUUUACCAGCUGAUGCUACCUUUAAUUACCGUUCUAGUCAUCAAGGAGUGACUAAUAGUGAUAGCUCCACUGAUCAAUCAAGCUCAGGUGAUUCAUUUAUAAACAGCUCAGGCGAAUCUGAUCAAACACCUUUAGUUGCCGAUUCGAAGUUAAAGCUGCCCAAAAAUGAGCAUGGUCUUGAAGGCCAAUCUUGUGAACUUUUCAUUGAUAAGUCGUCUAUCAAAGGCAAAAAGUAUCAGUUCAGUCGAAAACUAAAAUCCGGGGAGCAAAAUUCUUCAGCUCCUGGGCCAAAGCGACGGAGGUUAACUUCAUGUAAGUCAGCUGGAGCUUGUUCUAGCUCUAGUUAUGUACCAAGACACAACCAGUUGAAUAACGAAGAGGAACAUAUUCAGCUUGAAUCAGUUGAAAGUAAUAAAUCAACUGCUACAGAAGAUGGAACAUCUCAGGGAGAAAGCAAUGGAGCUGGUCCCUCUAAUGGUAAAUCUCAGCAACGAGCUUUUAUCGAUUUAAACCUGGAUCCUCAGGAUUUAGAUUCUGAAGGACCUUUAGACAUGGGGGUUGAAGGCAAUGAGGAUGAGUUAAAGCCAGAGGAAACUAUUGAGCCAAAGCAAGAAACACAAGAUCCUCUUGCAAAUGAAGCUAAUGUUAUAAAUGGCCAAAGACACAGUGAGGAUGACUUGAAACCAAACGAAACUUUCGAAGAAAAGCAAUAUACUGGAGAUCCUUUGGCAAGUGAAGCGAAUGCUGUACAUGGCCAGCAAAAUGAAACGUUUGAAGCAAAGCAAGAAACUGAAGAUACCCAGGCUAGUGAAGCAAAUGCUAUAAAUUGCAGGAGACACGGUACUAGAAACAGGCCACCCACAACUAGGGCACUAGAAGCCGUUGCGUGUGGAUUCCUUAGUGUGAGGAAGGAGAAGAGCUCGAAGCCCUCUCGGUCUGGGAAUUUGACAUCCAGGUCCUCUCGUAGGGCUCGCAAAAAUCUUGGAGCUCAUCCUAAUCCUAGCCCUAGCUCUAGCACUAGCACUAGCUCUAGGGUUCCAAGUGUUGGAAUAGAGGAGGGGUAUUCUCAAACCACAAACUUAUUCGACAAUUCCCGUGUCAAAACUGAGAGGAAAGAGUCUCACGAACUGCUCGGGGUGCUCUACUAGUCAGGAGGAUUCCAAUCUUCUUCCUUCACAAAGGUUUGAAGAUUCAUCGAUGACUGUUCGCGCGCAAUGUAGCAGUGGUUCAAUUUGAGGUAUCUGGAGGUUCAUCGGGUGGAUCGAAAUGGGCGAGGAGGAACGACUAUUUGACUCAAUAAAUCGCAUGCUGAGCUUGCAGACUGUGGAUAUCAGGGAUCUGUAUCAGCUUUUGUCAAUUUCCAUUCAUAGUUGACUGUGGUAAUGUUCUCUUCUAUUUUCAUUCUAUUGAUAUCAAUCCAUGUAAGGAUUUCCAUAUAUAGUAGUAUGCAGCAAAACUUAUGCUGAUGGUCAUCAAAGAGUUUAAUCUGAGGUGAGUUGCUGAGUUUGUCUCAGCCCUUGGAGGUUUAUAUUCA
Molecule: messenger RNA, 3202 nt
Organism: Asparagus officinalis (garden asparagus)
Lineage: Eukaryota; Viridiplantae; Streptophyta; Magnoliopsida; Asparagales; Asparagaceae
Cellular component (GO): nucleus
Molecular function (GO): transcription corepressor activity
Source: RefSeq, a predicted model, not a curated record